Molecule: messenger RNA, 1456 nt
Organism: Ilex paraguariensis (yerba mate)
Lineage: Eukaryota; Viridiplantae; Streptophyta; Magnoliopsida; Aquifoliales; Aquifoliaceae
Source: the annotation of a GenBank genome assembly
CCGCUCAUUAGUCUUCCACCGCAAAUUCUUUUGGUGUAUGAUCUCCUGUUUUUACGUGUGUACAGGUUAUCAAACGUUAUGAGAAAGAAUUUGGUGCAAGGAACUAUAGAUUCACAGCAGGGAAAGUGGAUUUCAUUGCCAUUGAUGCCCAAACACUGGAUGGUAAAUGACACAGUCAACUACAGGGCAUCCCCUAGGAAACCUGUCCUCUGCCACCUGGAAUUUUGUCAAAAAUGUCUGCAAGGACAUCACUGCCACUCCAAGGGUGUUAUUGACUCAUAUCCCAUUGUAUCGGCCAGAUUGGACUUCCUGUGGUCCACAUCGCUCUUCCCCAAUUAUCAAUCAGAGGGUUUCUCGUGCUGCUGAUAAUCAAGAAAUAUUGUACCAGAAUUAUAUCACCGAAGAAAAAACAAAUGAGUUACUGAACUUGAUAAGACCUGCAGUCAUCCUGUCUGGUCAUGAUCACGAUCAGUGUACAGUUACUCACAUGUCUCAGCAUGGGCCUGUGAGGGAGCAUACUGUAGGGACCAUUAGCUGGCAGCAGGGGAAUUUGUAUCCGUCCUUUAUGCUGUUGUCUGCGAGCAAUAUUUCAUUUCCCAAUGCAUCGACUCCGGAGGAUGCGACAUCUACUCAGCUGUGCUUCCUUCCUGUGCAAACACAUAUUUACAUAUGGUAUCUUUCUCUGUUUGUUGUGACACUUCUUGUUGUCCUCCUUUGGCCAACAAAUGGAGCGAUCUUUUUGCGUCACUUGGGUGAUUUUAUGGGGAAUAUCAGAAGUCUAAUUAGCUGCAACAUUUUCAGAGGUGGAACAAAAGAGAAAAAUGAAGAUGAGAAUUGUGAGUAUGAGAUGAUUUGGGAUGCUGAAGGAUCGAUGCACCUAAUCAAAAAAACCAUGAAAGCCCCUACAACAUGUUCAAGUGAGAGGGGCGUGGUAGAAAGGGGCAAUGCUGUGAUGCGGUCAACAGCUAAAAAACAGACUGCACAGGAUAUAAUUGUCUCGAUGCCAUCGGAUGUGAAUGUACAUGUGGGGUUGGAUGAUAUGCCAAAGUUACCAACUAGAACGAUCAAAUCAAGGACGGCGACAAUGGUGAUCCGGAGAUUGAUCUGGACUUUCCGAGUGCUGACAGUUAUUGCUGCAGUGAAUGUUCCUCUCUACAUGAUGCUUCUGUUCAAGGAUUGGAUUGACAAAUAAUGUCAGAAGUGAUUGUUGUCACAUUGGUUCCGCUUAUGGAUAGGAUGGAUGAGAUACCUUAGUAGGAGGGUUCAAGCUCACGAUUUGCAUUAUAUGGACCUAAUGAUCGAGUUAGCCAACCCUAUUUACUUAGGCCUUUUCAAUCAAGUUUAAAAUACAGUACUGAACACAACAAAAGUUGGGACUUUUGGCAACGUUUUAAGCACUGCUUCUAUUGGACAUCUCAGAGGUUAGUAUUCUGUUCAUUGGUUGUUAUUGUUCCUG